UCCAACAUUAAUUCCACCCCUCUUUCUUCUUGCUUCUUACAAAGGAUUUCAAGAGCCGCAGCGAUCGAGCGCGCCAUGGAGUUCGAGGACGGCGACUGGGUGAUCACCGACGGCGCCGAUGUCGACGACCCCGCCAUCGACGGCGAGUGGGUGGUCGACAAUGGCGACGAGGGGGCCGUCGCCGGCGUCUUCUUUCACGCCGUCUCCACUGCCGCCCGACGCCCCGCCUACGCUCCAUUCGGCCACUGCCCCCGCGAUCUCCCCGAUCCGGCCCUCUCCUUCCUACCCCCCGCUGUCUCCGUCGGCUCCUCCUCCCACGGCCUCGUCCUCUGCCGCGGCGCCUGGUCCUCCUACUACAUCUGCAACCCCGCCACCGCGCGCUGGACCCCAAUUCCCCGCCCUCCCCGCCCCCACCCCUUUCUCUCUUCUCCUGCCCUCGUCCUCGUCUCCCGGCCCGAUUCCCCUUCCCUCUUCCACCUCGUCUGCCUCCUCGAGUCAGGCACCGGCGGCGCCACCGCCUACCGUUUCGACACCUUCUCCUCCGCGACUGGCGAAUGGCGGUCCGACCCGGCGCCUUUCCCCGCCGACCCGAUCGUCCCCGGCUCCGGCGUCUCGGCCGCCGGCAUGGCCUGCUGGAGGACGGCCUCGACGGCGGUACUCGCCUACGAUCCGGCCGCCGGCGCUGCCCGGAUCGUCCCGGCGCCCCCCGGGUGCGGCGACGACUGGCAGCUCGGGGAGGCCGGCGGCGGGCGGCUAUGCUGCGCGCGCGUGACGGAGUCCGCCGUGGAGAUCCACGCCCUGGGGCCAUCGGACCGGUGGACCCUUCUUGGGCUGUUCGCUGUGGCGGCGGGUGCGGACGGCGGGGACAAGUGGGAGGGCGGGGAGCCGAUUGUGUGCCGCGAGGCGCCGCGGCCGCUGAGAUUCCAGAGCGCGAAUCUCGAGGUGGUGCUGUGGGUGGACGGGCGGUUGGUGGCGGUAGACCUGGGGAGCCGGUGGGUAAGGGAGCUCCGGUUCGACGGGCCGGCGCCGAGGCCGGACGAGGAGGAGUACGUGGCGCAUGUCCUGGAGCCCGUCUCAUGCUGACUGACGUCAUUUACGUCUCCCUCCCUCCGUUUCAUUCCCGGUUCCUCCCUCCUACUCUUUUCCCAUCUCCCUUUUCAGGUCUUGCAGCGUAGUUUUGAGUUUACUGUCAUUAGUCUGAUCGUUAAAUGAACUACUUCUGAAGACCCUUGGCAGUAAUUGAUGUGAAUUCUUGUGCAUAAUAAUAAUAACAAGAGAUUUGAGCUUA
This is a messenger RNA of Phoenix dactylifera (date palm), 1288 nucleotides long. RefSeq lists its product as uncharacterized. The record is from RefSeq and is a predicted model, not a curated record. NCBI's taxonomy places the organism in Eukaryota, Viridiplantae, Streptophyta, Magnoliopsida, Arecales, Arecaceae.